AUGAUGGUGAUGAAAAGACAAAAUGCAUCUCGUCUUCUGGAGCUGGGUGACCCAAUGGACACAAUCGCCUUGAAAAUUCUGGAACACAGGCUCGCCCACCCGAGCCGUGCCCGCAUAAGAAAAGCGCAGCACGCGCCACAGGCUGGUGAUUCGAGGUCCAUUCGGCCCUCAAGUCCCACUGCCCCCCCGAAGGCCACAGCCAAUUCACGGCAACCCACCGCGCCUCGCCCCGAGGCACCAAAACCAACCCAGCAAGCCCCUCGCGGCCACUCACAGCCCACCAGCCCCCCCAGCCCGAUCGCCCAGCCGCUCGCAUCGGCGCGGCGCGGCACGCCGGGGGGGCGGGGGAUGGCGCGGACUUGCCGCGCGUGCGCCGCGGCGUGCGGCCUGGCGGUGGGCAUCGCGGCGCUGGCGCUCGCCGGCGUGUACCUGCCCGGGUUCAUCGACGGGCAGCUGCAUCAAGGGGUGAGGGAGUACGUCGUGAUGAGGCCGCAGGCCGCGGAGGACUACUAUGGACGCUUUCUCAACAACACAAAUGAGGGAUCUACACCCUCUUACGUGCGCUUUUGGAUGUUCAACAUCACCAAUUUGGACGAGGUGCACAAAGGGGCCAAGCCGAAUGUGACGGAGAUGGGCCCAUACACCUACCGAGCGUACUUCGAAAAUUUUGGCGUUGAGUUUGACUACGCUGGGAUGAUGUCAUAUAGGGGAUAUACAAAGUACAUCUUCCAGCCAGACCUCAGCCCUGGCGUUGCUGAGAACGAUACUGUUGUCACCCUCAACCUGCCAUUUCUUGGGGCACUUAUUGAACUCAAGGCCAGGUACAAGCACUUCCAUUGGCUCAUGGACAGGAUCUCCUAUUUAAUCGAGAGAUGGGGCCAGGGCAAGGCGAUGGGCUUGUUCAUGAGCCGAAGAGUGGAGGAGCUGCUGUGGGGCUAUCUGGAUCCUCUCCUCUACAGGCUGCAGGACUACGUCGAUGUGAAUCCAGAGUUCUCUUUGAUGCACAAUGGGAGCGUCGAUGUGGCAUUGUCGGAUGAGCUAACAGUCAUAAACACAGGAGCCGCCAACCUGACUGCAUUGUGCAAUAUCGAGCAGCUGAGAGGUGUCUCGAAUGUGUCAUCAUGGAACAACCACACAGAGAUGGUCCGAGGAACAGACGGGGCUCACUUCCACCCUUGGAUGGCGGACAAUGAGACCAUGACUGUGUGGGUCAACGAACUCUUCCGGGCCGUGGAAUUGUCACCCAUUGGUUCCGUGGAAAAGGACGGAGUCAGGCUCCUCAGAUACGAGUUGGACCCAUCCAUGGCCAAUGCGGACCCCCGAUUCUAUCAAUACGUUGAAGGCCUGUUCAAUGCAACUAGCCCCACAGUGGCAGGCCCCAAUGGACCCUCGGACCAGCAUGGCCUGCCAGUGUACUUCUCAUUGCCGCACUACUGCCACGCUGCAUCCAAUCUGGCAGAGGGCGUGAAUGGCCUGAAAUGCAACUUGACACGGCAUGAGCUGUACAUCGACGUGGAGCCAGUGACAGGCCAGACGUGGCGUGCAGCCAAGCGCCUCAUGAUGAGCUCCGAGUUUGGUCCGGACUUCAAGAGUGUGGAUGCACACCUCAACCGAACCAUACUUCCCAUUUUCUGGAUAGAGGAAUCUGGAGAGGCCUCAGCAGCGCAAGCCGAAGUCCUGAACGACCGAGUGUUCAAGAUUCAGAGGUUGAUACAAAUGUCCGGACAGUUGCCAAUCAUGUUGGCCAUACUGCUCGGUACAAUCCUGCUGUUUAUUACAAUUGCCCCAUUUGUGGCACGAAAGAAACGAUGGCGACCAAAGAUGAUGUGGGGAGGCCAGGCAUUUGCGCAAAAUGGCGCCCACACAGAGCCAGGCACAUCUGACGACCUAGAGGCACCCCUGAUCCAACGAAGGAAUGGCACAGCCAGCCAGCCACUGCCGCCCUCCCCAGAUGGCAGCCCAUCGAACGGGAAGCUCCCCUUUCAGAAGGCGAUGAACUAA
Ostreobium quekettii is the source of this 2001-nucleotide messenger RNA. Lineage: Eukaryota; Viridiplantae; Chlorophyta; Ulvophyceae; Bryopsidales; Ostreobiaceae. The record is from the annotation of a GenBank genome assembly.